This is a messenger RNA of Gekko japonicus, 1114 nucleotides long. It is a transcript of the gene TPRKB, whose product is annotated as TP53RK binding protein. Gene Ontology annotation, biological process: telomere maintenance via recombination; tRNA threonylcarbamoyladenosine modification. Bases 353 to 886 code for a protein of 177 amino acids. The transcript is spliced from 5 exons. The record is from RefSeq and is a predicted model, not a curated record. NCBI's taxonomy places the organism in Eukaryota, Metazoa, Chordata, Lepidosauria, Squamata, Gekkonidae. Gene Ontology annotation, cellular component: nucleus; cytosol; EKC/KEOPS complex.
CGCCGACCCCUGAGCUCAGGCCCACAGCCAGAACCGGCGGCGGCAGGACCAGGCGAAGAGGGAAGCGGCAGGCGCUUCGUUCCUUCCCACGUAGCGAAGUGAGCGAGCGGGAGGGACGGAAGGACGGGGCCGCGGGGAGGCGGGGAGCUGUUCGGACGGAGGAAAGAGGCUUAGCCGCGGCUGCCUCCCGAGACCGGAGUGGCUUCACUGGGCCAUGGCUGGCCUGUGCCGCAUGCCCCGCCUCUCUCGCAAUUUAAUCCGCAUAAAAUGUUGAAAGCUGCAUUUAAGAAUUUACACACCAGAUGGACCCAAUCUCGUUUGGCUAAUUUCAAAGGAACCUGCCCUUUGUGACAUGAUGCAGUGUUUAACACAUCGGCUGGAAUUGUUUCCUGACUGCCUGGUUACCCUUAUUCUGUUUAAUGAUGUGAAGAAUGCUGCCGUUCUAAGGAAAAAAGCCAUGGAAGGUACUAUUGAUGGAGCAUUAAUUAGUCCUGAAAUGAUUAUCGAUCCGUUUCAAAUUCUCGUGGCAACCAAUAAAGCUGUUCAUCUUCACAAGACUGGUAAAAUGAAGACAAGGACUCUUAAUGCAGAAAUAAUAUUCAACCUUUCACCUAACAAUAACAUUUCAGAUGCCUUGAAAAGGUUUGGCAUUUCGGACAGUGACUCUGCAGUCAUCAUCGUUCUGGUGGAAGACCAAGAGAAAAGGGUGAAUCUGGAAAACAUAAUAAGUCAAGUGGAUGGCCAGCAAGCUCCUUUGGCAGAUCUCCCCCAGAUAACAGACAUAUCAAAAAUCAAAAAGAUAUACAAGCUCACGCCACAGGAAGAAAAAAUAGGAACACUACUGGAUGGCAUCAUUUGUAGAAUGGCAACAAAAGAUGUUUCAUGAAAAAAAUAUAAUUGCAUCAAAAUAACUGUAACCCAUUUCUGAAAUGGUGAUUUAUUUUAACUCUUUUGUAUUUGGCUAAUUAUUUUGUAUUUGACUUGUAUACAUAAGGCAAUAAAGUGCUCUGAAUUGUAUUUUAUUUUCGUUAAAAGCAGAAGCUGACAGAAAUCUAUUGUAGGAACAUGGAAGUAAUGCUAUUGGGUACUGUGAAAUGCUUUUAAAUAAAGCAUU